Molecule: messenger RNA, 3545 nt
Organism: Mycena citricolor
Lineage: Eukaryota; Fungi; Basidiomycota; Agaricomycetes; Agaricales; Mycenaceae
Source: the annotation of a GenBank genome assembly
CGCGAAUCCAAGUGUUUCCGAGGACGGAGACAUCAACGGCUCAGCCCCGAGAAGAAAAUCGCGCGGUUUCUAUCUCAGCUUUCUAGCGCUGAUGGCCACCACGUUUCUUAGCGCGUUGGAUCUGACUGCCGUGGGGACAGCGCUUCCGACCAUCGCAGCAGCUUUGGACGAUAGCAGAGGCCUGGCAACUUGGAUUGGCUCGGGGUACGCCUUGAGUAGUACUGCAUUCAUUCCUCUCAGUGGUAGUAUGUCCGAUGCUUUUGGGAGACGGCCUGUAUUGUUGGCUGCCUUUGUGUUCUUCGCGGCAGGAAGUGCAGUCGCUGGCGCCUCUCAAAGCAUGUCGAUGAUUAUAACGGGCCGGAGUGUGUGAUACUUCAAAGAUUAACUUUGUCUCUUGUGUGCUGACUAUGCCAGCCAUACAAGGUAACCUUCUGGGCAUCUUUUCUGGCAAGUCUUCACGGAUUGGACAACUCAUCUCAUAUAGGCAUUGGGGGUGGAGCAAUAAUCAAUCUCACAGAGGUUUUAAUAACAGAUCUUGUGCCAUUGGCAGAAAGAGGGCUUUACCAGGGCAUGCUAGGCCUGGUUUGGUGUCUUGCAUCUGUCUGUGUUGGUUUUCCUUCUCAUCAGAUUAUGUCUCAUAUCUCUAUGUCUUCUCAUAGUCUAUUGGCCCACCAGUAGUAGGCACAUCUGGUUUUUGCAAGUUCUUUUGUCUGAUGAUCGUUUAAGGGUGGUCUGCUUGCCAAUAGUGGACACAACUCCUGGCGUUGGCUCUUCUGUGGGUUCCUUUUGAACCAUAUUUGGUGAUCAUAACAUAUUCUAGACCUGAACCUGCCCUUGACCAGCAUUGCUUUUCUGCUGGUUAUGUUCUUUCUUAGGGUAAAGACCCCAUUGGGAACAGUCAGGACAAAGCUUGUCAGGGUGGACUGGAUGUGGGUCUUUUCUCAACUUCAAGUCUGCAUUCAAUACAGUUCUCUAGUGGAAAUGCAAUGGCUGUUUUAGGAUCAGGUCUUGUGAUCAUUGCUCUUACCUGGGGUGGAGUCUCAUACUCCUGGGCCUCUACACCUGUGCUUAUCACUUUGAUUUCUGGCCUCCUACUUCUGCUUGCAUUUGGAUUCUAUGAAGCCUCAAUCCCAUCACAAUCCACCAUUCCACUAGAUGUGAUUGCCAAUCAAACCUCACUCAGCAGUCUUUUUGCCAUUGCAGCUCAUGCAAUUGCCAGCAUAUCCAUGAUCUACUAUUUGCCUGUGUACUUUCAAGCAUGUUUUGGUGCUUCACCACUACAAUCAGCCUUGGACUUUCUCCCUGGUGCUACCAUCACUGCCCCAUUUGGACUGCUUGCUGGAAUGCUCAUCACAGCAACCAAGCAGUACCGGAAAGUCAACUGGAUUGGAUGGCUGAUCAUGAUUGUUGCAUUUGGUUUGAGCAGCAGUUUGAAAGCCACAGCAUCAGUUGGACACUGGGUGGGGUUCCAGCUUCUUGCUGGAAUUGGUAUUGGAAUUGUUAAUCAGCUGAAAAAUAAUCUCCCAGCCACUUUUGUGGCAAGAUUCCCUCCCCACUUCCAUGUGGCCUUUGCUGUGAUCCCAGCAAUCAACCAACUUGACCAGCCAUUGAAGUCUCAAGUACAAGCAGACUUUGCAUCAAGCAUGGCAGUUAUCUGGCAGGUUAUGACUGGAACUUUCCCGAAAGAUCUCCAGCAGCACCUCGCAGCACGGAUUCCCGCUCACCUCAAUAUCAGGAUCCAAUCCAGUCUAUACCUCACGUACAAGAGCCGCAAGCCCAUAGCCUUCGCGACGCAGAACUUUCUGUCAUGGCUGGAGACCCAGCCCCCCGGGCCAGUCAUCCUGCUAGCACACUCGAUGGGCGGACUGCUAGCGGCCGACGCUGCGACAACCCUCUCGAACACGCCCGACGUGCGGACGCGGCGGAUCCUCGGCGUAGUGAACUUCGAUGUCCCGUUCUUGGGGAUGCACCCGCACGUCGUCGUCAGCGGUAUCGCGUUGCUCUUCCCAGACAAGGAGGAAGGACCUAGCGAGGCGGAGAUGAACAAGCACAAGGACGUGAAGAUCGUGGAUCGCAAAGUGACGGAGGAUUGGGAGCAGUCUGUGGCGACGAUUGAUGCUAAGCACAAGGCGUCUUCGUCCUCGUCAUCCCCUCCGCACGCUGUCCCCAACGGCCCAUCCAAGUUCGUCUCCAAGACGGUGAACCUGCUAGCCGGCGCAAACAACUCCACUCUCGGCCGCUGGGUACGCAAGCACGCUGAUGCCCCAUUCAGCGCCGGCAUGCGCUUCGUGACAGAAUACUUCCAGUUCGGCAUCUGCAUGUUCGACCCCGUUGGACUGAAAACACGCUAUGCGCGGCUUGUGGGCUGGCCGGGCGGGAUGUGGGUCAACUACUGGACGGAGGUGCCGAAAAACCACGCGAAGAAGGAUGCGCUGGAGGAGGAUUCGGAUGCGAGGGCGGAGCUUGAGCUCGUGCAGAAUGCGAUGAACGGCCACGCGUCGACGGACACGCUCGCCCCGAUGUCUCCCUCGUUAUCGCCGUCUGCCUCGGGCAGGACGUCGAGGUGCCCUACACCGACAGCGUCCUCCACUUCGCUGACCUCUGCCACCCCUCCUCUGACGCCUGAGAAGCCACGGAAGCCCAAGCACCACCAUUUCAUCGUGCUCCCCGCCGGCGUAGUCGGGCUGCUCGGCGGUAGUGAGAAAUGGGAGAAGGUGCCGAUCGGAGGGGUCUCGGAUGAGGUCGCGGGCCACUGCGGACUCUUCAUCCGGGGACAGAAUCUUGACUACGAUGGACUCGUGCAGCGUGUCGGGGCACGUAUAUUAGACUGGUGCGAGGUGCUUAGAUGACGACUAGCGCGUCGGCCCUCGCGAUGAUUCAAUACCACUUUCUUGCUUGCACUCAAUGCUUCCAAGUCAUGCAUGAGCCGGGCAGCUGCAUAGAUCGCUUGCAAUGUGUUAUGCUCGUGUUACUGAUGACCAUCGGAUGCUAAACACCGAGCGUAUCCGCAAUCCAUCACAGCGCAGAGCAUGCAUCCAGGCGCACCGCAUCUGAUCAGGCCGGAGUACAACUGCGUUGUUAUACCAGGCCGAGUAUGCCCGUAGUCAGACCAGGGGUAUUUAAUGUCGCAGAUACGAAAGAGAGUGCAUUCUCCUAUUCUCUUUUAUGGACUCUUUCCACAACCUCGAACUGAUUCCGACGACCGCCGAUGUUACCCUGGAGGGACCUGCGGCCGUGCCAGCCGACGCUGACCAGAGCUCAAACGGCAGCGAAUACUGCGUCAUCGCGUGAAAAGCGAACUGCAUGUUGACUGAGUAACUCUAUGACUGUAUUGUCUACACCUGUCGUUUCAUAUCGCCCAGACUAUCACCUUGUAUAGAAAGAGAGUCUGUCCGUUACGGGCAUUCUUUUCGAUAGAAAUGCCCACGUGAGUCAACACAAAGGUCAUGCUGUGUGUCGGAUGGUUACCAGUAAAGAAUGCUGGGAAUAUCGACCCUUCAUGCCUGCAAUUUGUUUUUGAUGCCCACAUGCCGAGAUGAUACUGG